Molecule: messenger RNA, 2088 nt
Organism: Annulohypoxylon maeteangense
Lineage: Eukaryota; Fungi; Ascomycota; Sordariomycetes; Xylariales; Hypoxylaceae
Exons: 4
Coding region: 163-1803 (546 amino acids)
Source: RefSeq, a predicted model, not a curated record
CUAAAUUUCUGGAAUUCACUACUUCCACUACUUUCACUACCUCACCCAGUACAUGCUUUUACUACCGAAGUAUGGAGACGCAUAUAUAAUACUAAUAUGAAUGAUUCGUCGCUAUCUUGUAUUUGUUCACUUAGAUCCCUUCGAACAAUAUCAUAGCCCAAGAUGGCACCGAUACCCCUUCAGCACCCAUUGAGUAUCAUCUCACUGGCUACAGUUGGUAUCCGUCUUAUAUCAAUCCUCUACUUGAUAUAUGCCGUCGCCGCUAGUCUAUAUACAUCAUACAAAUCUUUAGGCCCAAGCCAGGACACGCGAUCACGCCUCGCACAGCGCAAGAGAUUAGUUCCAAUCUUUCUCGGGCUUGCUGUUACAGCUUUUUCUCUGGCCACCUACACAUCUCUAAAUUCAGUCAUCAUAUCGUAUCGAACGUGGGUCUAUGAACAUGGCCUUGAUCAACCGGAGCGAUUCAUCCCCGAAGAAACACUCUUCCCAGAACCAGAUAAUUCAAGCGUACUAGAUCCUGUCUAUAUAGCCCACUGGCUGAGUGAUACUUCGCCUUACUUUGACAGCCUCGAAAUUGUUGCCGAGAAGGCUCGCCGCUUUUGGUGGGGCCAGCAGAUCGAUCUCGCCACCAUAGCAUUCAGCUUUCUAUUGUCGAUCGAAGGACGACGACGAAACAUCCCACUAACUUCCGCCUUUCUCGCCCUGGCACAUCUCGUCAGCCUAUCCUUUGCCCAGAACCUGUUCUUUCUUGCCCUUCUCUUAACUCCAGCGCCGUUGUCGCAAGGAAGGGAGGGUUUUGGGCUUCCAGUGGCGCCCUCGAGAUUGGUCCAGAUCCGUGAUAGGUUCUUCCCACGCAAGCCAAAGAAUUGGUAUCUGAGUCCUGGUUCAUUUGGGUUGGCUCUGGCUAUCAACUAUUCAACAAUAUUUUUACUUCCUCUGGCCGCCGAGACGCCAUCAUUUGUGAACGUGGUAUUCUUCACUCGCGCCUCCACUUUCUUGCCCCUGAUUCUACCAAGGAUUGCCCCGACAAGUUGGGGUACUAUUCACGCACACCCACAUGACGCAUACCGCCCAUUCACAACAAUUUAUCGAUCCGUUUCUUUCAUGUCCUUCGUAUACUACGCUAAGGCCACCAUCAUAGCGCUCAUCGCAAAUAUCCCAAAUUCACAUCGUCACCGACAUAGCGUUUUCUUCGCAUGGGAUAUGGAGGAACGCACAAAUUGGGAACGCAGUAGUACAGCAGUAGGUAAAGUGCUAGGUUCGAUCUUUGAUCAUCCUGCCGUGCUGGCUGUUGGUUGGGAUGUCUUGAUAUGUACCUUCAGUCUAGGUCUUUGGGCUGCUGUUCGAGCUACAAACACUCAACAUAUCAUCUACUCGACAUAUCUCAAUUACGGCUUCAACCAUAAGUUCGAGGACCCUGUCGAAGACACCAAGAGACCAAGUUUAAAUAUUAAACCCGAUCCCGAGCUCUGUGAGGAUGUUGUAUCAGAACAUUCAAUGACUCUGAGAAGCCGAAGAAAAUCGACGAGGCUGGGAAGCGUUGCAAGCUCGACUGCCCCUAGCGAGGAAGGCGUUAGGACUCCUGGGAAGAGGCGAGGACGAUCGAAAAAGACUAAGAAACCUGAGGAAGAGAAAUCAUAUGAGCCUACGCCGUCAGAAGCCAGAGACAUAGUGGAGGGAGAUAUUUUACCAGCUGACAAGUCGGAUUGGGAAUCAGGUGCUCUAGCAUGGGGCAUAGCCGCAUUUUCCGGACUCGGCUCUGCUACUGCUGGUGUCUUCGGGGCAGAAUGUGUCUCUAGAUAAGGUAAUCAAAAGUCUGGUUGUGCUGGGUUUGAUAAGGAGGGCAUGAAAACAUGGACUGUAUGGGUAAAAGGACUAGCGUAUGAUACAGAUGUGAUGUUUUCGUCAUUUUCAAGGUUGGCUACCUACUUGGUAGAAUACUUCAAUAUUUCGUACCACGAUUACUCUCCAAUUAUAGUGCGCAUUUUCCAUUGAUACAGCGAGUCCCCUGGCCUUAUACGAACCGAAAAACUACAGCUUUCACAUCCCUUCCAUAUAUGCUUCGUUCUCGGAGAUUACGGGUCAGGG